UUUGAAAUUCCCAGUCCGAGCGUAGUAAAGCCAGGCUGGGAAAUUGACGAUGAUACCUUUUAGAGCUGGUAAUUCCUCCCAGACAGCGGUUCCAUAGUGAUCAGGGAACUGUAGGGAUGCUGCGAGUGCAACUCCACAUGCUCCAAGUGUGAGCACAGCUUGCCAACACAUGGUCGACUACCUUGGCGAACAUGUGCCUGAUCGUGGAAAACUGUGCAACUGCGCGUUGUCUUCGAAUGAAUGAUCAAAGUCUGUGUCGAGGCCUGGAAUAUACAGUUUCAAGGACGGACUGCCAUGAAGAGCUUUCUUGUAUACAAAGGAGACUCCUGCUGCUGCUGAUAGGGAAAGUCUGCUGGAUCGGCCAAGGACAGAUGUGCAAAAGUUCCAACACUUGAACUGGCAGACUGUCAAGGCCGAAAAGAUUGCAUAGACGGAUAAAGUGGAUAGGACAAGCAGAUUCGCCCGAGUUCGUUUCUUGGGGGAGAUCGGGCUACGUGAAGCUUGCCCGCGGCGCAGCAUCAAGUUCGGCCUUUCGAAAGAUGCCAUGAUUGCAGGCAUACAUUCGGAUAGGCCAGAAUAUCUCAGCCGCUGAUUGUAUAAGGAAGGUCCUGCAAGUCGCUCUUCUUUCUCUCUCUCACACACACAUACCCCCGCCACCACAUUCAACCUAAUUCCUUUCCCCUCCCAUCAUGUCUACUACCACCACUACUGAGUUUAUCCCCGGGCCCACUGCGGCUCAUAAGCUAUUCCUUCGAGGCUCUCACCACACAUAUGGAGACUUUCGCGAUGACCUCCUCCGCGACGGCUUCGCCGUGAUCAAGGGCGCCGUGCCCCGUGAAAGGGCGGAGAAAUAUGUUGAUGAAAUGUACACCUGGCUGGAGAAUUUCGGCCUCGGAUUCUCCCGCCACGACCCUUCCACCCGCCACACGUCCCACCUCCCCAUCAUCAGCGAAAAGGGCAUGUGCGCAGGCUACGGCCUCCCCCACGAAACCUUCACAUGGUCGAUCCGCUGCGAACCGGGAGUCGUGCAGACGUUUGAAAAAGUGUACGAAACGGAAGAUUUGAUCGUCUCCUUUGACGCGGUGAAUUUUGGAUUUCCGGGCAGAACAGAUUUACAACCCAACUCUCCGUGGCCACAUCAAGAUCAGGAUCCUGCGCGGCCAGGGUUUCGAUGUUUGCAAGGGUUGGUGAAUUUGUUGGAGAAUGGAAAGGAUGAUGGUGGGUUGAUUGUGUGUAAAGGGGGUCAUUUGGUGAGUGAGGAGUUUCAUCGGACGUUUGUGGAGGAAGAAGGGGAUAAGGUUCCUGCUUGGACCAAAGAAUGGUACGGUUUCUCCCCCAAAGGCAUGCAAUGGCUCGCAAACAAAGGCCUCGAAUGGGAAAAAGUCUGCAUGGAGCCCGGCGAUCUCGUCAUCUGGGACUCUCGAACUCCGCACUAUAAUCUCAGUCCGACGAGUACCACCCAGCCCCGCUUCGCCGUGUAUACAUGCUAUAUGCCAGUGAGUGAUGUCUCGCAGGAGGAUUUGCAGAGGAAGAAGAAGGCGUUUGAAGAUUGUCAGGCUACGACACAUUGGCCGAAUGCGGCUCAUGUGGGACAUAUGCCUUUGUAUCGUAAUGGGGAAUUGGAUCCGUGGGAUUUUGAUGUGCCGAAGUCGGGAAGGCCGAAGUUGAGUGAGAGGGGCUUUCGGUUGACUGGGAUUCCGUAUAUUCGGGAGGUGGGAGGAGAGGAGUAGUAGUGAUAGUAGGAAUGGCAAUUUGGAGGAGGAGGAGUUGAGAAGGGUGCAUGUAGUUUCACAAGAAAGA
Messenger RNA from Sphaerulina musiva SO2202, 1800 nucleotides. RefSeq lists its product as uncharacterized. NCBI's taxonomy places the organism in Eukaryota, Fungi, Ascomycota, Dothideomycetes, Mycosphaerellales, Mycosphaerellaceae. The record is from RefSeq and is a predicted model, not a curated record. The transcript has 3 exons. Bases 690 to 1730 code for a protein of 346 amino acids.